Molecule: messenger RNA, 216 nt
Organism: Cylicostephanus goldi
Lineage: Eukaryota; Metazoa; Nematoda; Chromadorea; Rhabditida; Strongylidae
Source: the annotation of a GenBank genome assembly
AUGGAAACGAGGUGGUUUUCAAAUCAUGUAGCCUAUACUAUGGCUAAGUAUGGAAUGUCGAUGUGCGUACUAGGAAUGCAUGAAGAAUUUCGACCAUAUGUUUACGGUUAUUGUGCCAAAUUUCAAGCAUCGUCAUGGGUCACAACCGAAUUGACCAUCUGGACAUCAGCAAUGGAGAUGCUCAGCGACGGUUCUGGUGCUUCGGGUUCAAGAAAG